AUGUCGACAACACGUGGUUUUUUCGGCGCCGCGAUUUACGCUGACGAGGAGGAGGAGGAGGAGGAGGAGUCUCGUCGCUUUGCAAUGGGUUUCGAUCUGACAUUGCAGUGGAGCCCAUGGCUCUUCGCAACCUUCAUCCUCGCCGCAAUCCCCCUCUUCCUCCGCGCUGUGCUCCUAUCAAGCAAAAAACCAGACCCUAAACCAGCGUACAUCACAACGAAAACUGCACUCAGCACAGAACUAUCCACCGCUCUGCCCGAAUCAGUCUUCUUCGGUGCACACCCUUCAUUUCAUGAGUCCAUCUCCUCCUACUUCGGCCUCGCCCAACAGAGCGUCAUCCCGGAAUGCAUCGUCAAGCCCCUAACCGCACAGGAAGUCUCCACCGCAAUCAAAAUCAUAAAGCGGCACUAUGACGAAAGUAUCCGCGACGGCAGCCCGCAUCCCACCUUUGCCAUCCGCAGCGGCGGCCACAAUUAUGUCGUGACCGCCGCGACGGCCCGUGACGGCAUCGUCUUCGACCUCCGCCUCCUGAACUCCGUUGAGCUCUCCGAAGACCGCAAGUCCGUUACUAUCGGCCCGGGCGCGACCUGGAGCGCUGUUUCCUCCGUUCUGGAUCCGCUGGGUCUUGCCGUGGCCGCGGGUCGGAAUGCGGCUGUUGGUGUCGGCGGGCUCGCCCUCGGAGGCGGCAUAUCGUACUUCUCCCCGCGCGUCGGCUUCGCCUGCGAUAACAUCACCUCCUACGACAUCGUCCUCGCAGACGGGACCCUCACCACUACCACCACCACCACCUCUUCCCCCACCGCCGACCUCUCCCGCGCCCUCAAAGGCGGCUCCAACAACUUCGGCAUCGUCACCAGCCUAACAACCACCACCUUCCCCGCCGGCCCCCUCUGGGGCGGCUUCCUCUACUCCCUCGGCACACGCACAACCCGCCUAUCCAGCAUCCGCGCCAUGCACGCCUUCAUCGCAGCAACAGCCUCCACAAAUCCCACCUCCACCACCACAUACGACCCCGCCGCCUCCCCAAUGGUAUGCAUAAUCGACAUCAACAUCCUCGGCCUCACAUACAUCCCACUCGUAAUCCUCAACCUCGUGCACACAGACGGCAAAGCCUGGCCCGCAUGCUACGACGGCUUCAAAGCACUACCACGGGUGUUCAGCAGCGCGAAAGUGCAGAGCAUCACGAGCGCGGCGCGCGAGCACGAAGGGCUGUGCACGCCGGGCAGCAUGCAGUUUCAGGCUACGACGACGGUGGCGAAUGAUCUGGAUACGCUGAUGUAUGUGCAUGCGACGUGGGAGAAGUAUCGGGCGCGACUGGGGCGGGUGAGGGGGUUGUUGUGGGAGUUUGUGCUGCAGCCGAUGGCGGUGUCGAUGAUGCAGAACCGGGGUGGUGAUCGUGAUGGUAGUGGUGGUGGUAAUUGUCUUGGGUUAGAAGAUCAGCAGGAACCGCUUGUGAUUGUGCUUAUCCUUGCGGUGUGGCGGGAUGCGGCUGAUGAAGCGGUGGUGGAGGAGUGUGGGCGGCGGACGACGGAGGAGAUUGACGCGUAUGCGAAGGCACGUGGGACGGCGCAUCGGUAUAAGUACUUGAAUUACUGCCAUGGGUGGCAGGAUCCGUUUGCUGGGUAUGGCGAGCGGAAUAGAGCGUUCCUGGUGGAGACGAGUAAGAAGUAUGAUCCGGAUGGGUUCUACCAGAGAGCGCGUGUGGGAGGAUAUAAGCUGACUGACUGUGCCUGA
Molecule: messenger RNA, 1734 nt
Organism: Pseudovirgaria hyperparasitica
Lineage: Eukaryota; Fungi; Ascomycota; Dothideomycetes; Acrospermales; Acrospermaceae
Product: FAD-binding domain-containing protein
Exons: 4
Coding region: 1-1734 (577 amino acids)
Molecular function (GO): FAD binding
Source: RefSeq, a predicted model, not a curated record